Messenger RNA from Eutrema salsugineum, 2667 nucleotides. RefSeq names its product membrane protein of ER body-like protein. The coding region runs from base 157 to 2493 and encodes 778 amino acids. Lineage: Eukaryota; Viridiplantae; Streptophyta; Magnoliopsida; Brassicales; Brassicaceae. The record is from RefSeq and is a predicted model, not a curated record. The transcript has 10 exons.
GAUAAUAUUGUUGAAGUGAGGAAGGAGACAGAGACGACCCCAUUCAUCCAUCACCUUCUCUAGAUCUCAGAAUCUCUCUUUUGGUCUCUCUUAUUUUUAUCCCUUACUUUUGGCCAUUCCUGUCUUCCACUUUGCCCUAUUUCUUCUUUUUAAAAAAUGGGAUCCGCCGCCGAAUUCACGGAUCCCACCACCGGGGCCGAGAAGCACCACCACCAGCCAAUACAAGUUGAAGACGAAGACGAACAUGUUGUCGAGCUGGAGAGGAAAGCGUCGUCAUUUCGUCAUGGAAAGAGACUCGACAGUGCGGACAGUAGUACACUCACCAACAUCAGCUCGUCUUCUAGCUUUUCCGGUGAUGGGUCCCCCGAUUUCCGUAACGGCGAAGGAGAGCAUAUCGCAAUUGAAGACUUGGAGGUCCCGGAGUCGCCGGAGCAAGUUACGGAUGUUGGUGGAUUUCACGAGGAGCAUGGCGACGGGAACAAUUGCAACGUUUACUUUGACGGUGAACAAGGAAUUUGGAAAUGUCGCCAAUGCGAUUGGACCUACAGAGAGGAAUCUUUGUUAUAUUUUGAUACCAAAGAUUCUGAGUCAGCUGGUGUAGAACCUGAUGCUCAUGAGUCCCAAACUGCUGACCGCUUGAACGGGGAGAAAAAGCAGCAAGAAUCUGAUAACGUUUCGACUUCUGAGGAUAACAAAGAGACCCGAGAAAUCGAAGAAGUGCAAGACGGUGAAAUCUCUAAAGGCCCUGAUCAACCCCCUGGUGAUGUUAUAGUAGAGGAGCGGGAAACCAAAGAUGUGGAAGAUUAUGAUGUGGAGAAAGUGCUGAAAAACCAACAGACACAUGAUUUGUUCUGUCCAAACUGCAAGUCUUGCAUCACUGAAAGGGUUGUCCUUCAAAGAAGGAAACGGAAGAUCCCUCCUGUGCUGGACGAUCCACCAAGCUUGACAAGGCCUCGCCCUAAUGAUGACCCUGUUCUUCGAUCGGGAGACAAUUUGCCACCUGCAGAUGGUGAUGAAAACUCUAUUCAUGAAUCCUUUUUCUACAAAUGCUUGUCAUGCUUCAGCAUAUUCUUACCCACAGGGGUGGAUUCUAAGCCGAUUCCUCCCAGUGAAAGUGUGGAGGUGUUAAAGACUCAGCCAAAACCUCAAGAGAAGGCUACAGGCGUUUCCAACUGGUUCAGUCCAAUGUUUGGAGGAGUUAAGAAAAAAGAACCAGCUGUUCAGCAAGGUGGGGCGAUACCUAGUGUCCCAGCAACUUCCUCAUCAACAGCUCCAGCCCUUGUUCAGGAUGUUGCAGGGGCUUCGAUUCAAGAUAGUAGUGUUUCUCAAGUUAAAGGGCCUGUUGACACCCCUUCGAUUCCAGUUGCAAAAUCAGAUGAUGCUAGCAAAGUUGUCAACAAUGGAGCGACUGUUGAAAAUGAGCAAAAGUUUCUGGUUCCUUCGGCGGAGGAGCAGCAAACACAGCAAAAGAUGAAGAAGGAUGAUGCUAAUGCAGCAGACCGGAACCACUCGUCAGACAAAGGACGCCUUUCCCCGAUUCAUCCAUCUCACGACAUGAACAUAUCAAACACAGUGACCAGUGGACCCGAUGGAGUAGUAAGAGUAGAAACUAUAUUUCAUGCAGAAGGUGUCUCUCAUCUCUUUGAAGGAACAGACACUGGAAAGCUAGAUUUUGGUCUGGGAAAAGUAACAGGUGCGAUGGACACAGGUGACAGAGGAGUUAUUACCGGCACACCAAGUCCUGUAAUUGAUAUGCCACCACUCCCAGUGAGUUCGCUAGAAGAAGGGACUCUACGGGAACCGUUGGUAGUGAGACCAGUUGGUGAAGGACGUACAGUGGAAAUCUUGAAAAGCAUUGUAUACGGAGGUCUAAUUGAAUCCAUCACAAGCCUCGGUGUUAUUUCAUCUGCUGCUGGUUCCGGCGCUUCAACGUUGAACAUUUUGGUUUUGGGGCUUGCAAACUUAUUCGGUGGGCUGAUUCUCCUUAUUCAUAAUCUCCAAGAACUCAGAGACGAGGAACCCAGAAGAACAACAACAGAGAAUAACCAGACUAACGGUCAAGAAGAAGGUCGGUACAAGCGACUCCUCGGAAGAAGAGAAAAUUUCACGAUUCAUGCAAUAGUCGCAGUCUUAUCCUUCAUAAUCGCCGGGCUACUCCCUCCUGUAGUCUACUAUUUCUCAUUCAGCAAAACACACAACAGAAACUACAAAGUGGCAUCAGUUUUCGGGUCAGCUCUAGUGUGCAUUGUGUUGCUCGCCUUAGCUAAAGCUCACGUGAAGUCCCCAAGAGGUAGCCACUUAAAGAGCGCUCUGUACUAUACGAUGAUUGCUGUGUCGGUGUCGGGGAUUUCGUACGUGGUUGGUGACUUUGUGGAUCAGUUGCUUGAGAGGUACGGAUGGUCUGAUGGAUCUGAAACUCCGGCGGGAGAGAUGUUGCUUUCACUCAUGGGGAGAAAAGCUGGUAGCUUCGGAUACUCAUCAUCAUCGUACUGAAACUGAAUCAUGUCUGUAGAACAAUCCAACACCUCGUGCUACUUUUCUAUUUCACUCUGCUUUGUGAGCUCUCUUGUUAGACUUUUUGUUUUGUUUUUUGUUUUAGGCCAAAUCUUUUGUUGUUCCAAUUAUAGGAAGCACACAAUAAUAAAUGACGACCUGUACCCUUUUAUG